ACGUCACAUGGAAAAGAGCCACACGUUUAUGCCGAUGAAUUAUAGAUUAAAGGGAGGCUUAAAAUGCAAAUUCGGUCCAAUACACAAACCCUCAACUCGAACGACGAACGGUCCAACUCCCCACACCUCAUCCUCCGAUGAUUGAGGAGAUGCGUCCUGACCAGCGCUGGUGAAGUGGUCCAGCAUUCAGAGCAAUCUCCGACUGACAACAUUCACUCGCAGACUGCACGGCGAAAUAACACACACACGCGCGCGAUGCUUGGAUUGUUUAGAGAUGGGACAGCGGUGGCUCUCAUACUGGCUAAUGCAUUGGUGCUGAUAGCUGCAGGAGACGAGGAUGUCAUCUUUACAAAUCAUUUUCUGGUCCAGUUGCAUGAGGGGACGAAUGAAGAUGCUCAUCAACUUGCCCUGGAGCACGGCUUUGGAAGUGCAAGGAAGCUUCCCUUUGGUGAGGGGCUUUUUCAUUUCUACCCCCGGGACAUCCCUAAAACAAGGCGGAAACGCAGCCUUCACCAACACCAUCGCCUGGCAAAAGAUCAUCGGGUGAAGAAUGUGUUUCCUCAGGAAGGUUUUGGCCGUCAGAAGAGAGGCUACAGAGAUAUCAGUAACUUUGAUGUCAAUAUGAGUGACCCACUUUUCACCAAGCAGUGGUAUCUUAUAAAUACAGGGCAAGCAGACGGAACACCAGGGCUGGACCUCAAUGUGGCAGAAGCCUGGCAGAUGGGCUACACUGGCAAGGGUGUGACUAUUGCCAUCAUGGAUGACGGUAUUGAUUAUCUACAUCCAGAUCUCGCCUUGAAUUAUAAUGCAGAAGCCAGCUUUGACUUCAGUAGCAAUGAUCCGUACCCUUACCCCCGCUACACGGAUGACUGGUUCAACAGCCACGGAACGAGAUGUGCCGGUGAGGUGUCUGCAGUUUCAAACAACAACAUCUGUGGGGUGGGCGUGGCCUAUAAUUCCAAAGUGGCAGGUAUUCGUAUGCUAGACCAGCCUUUCAUGACAGACAUCAUUGAAGCUUCUUCCAUCAGCCACAUGCCGCAGGUUAUUGACAUCUACAGCGCCAGUUGGGGUCCCACCGAUGACGGCAAGACGGUGGACGGUCCACGUGAACUCACCCUGCAGGCCAUGGCGGAUGGUGUCAAUAAGGGCCGCGGUGGGAAAGGCAGCAUUUACGUGUGGGCCUCAGGAGAUGGUGGUAGCUAUGACGACUGCAACUGCGAUGGGUAUGCCUCCAGCAUGUGGACCAUCUCUAUUAACUCAGCCAUCAAUGACGGACGCACGGCGCUCUAUGACGAAAGCUGCUCCUCCACCUUGGCCUCCACCUUUAGCAAUGGACGUAAACGAAACCCUGAAGCUGGUGUGGCAACCACAGACCUGUAUGGAAACUGCACACUGCGUCAUUCAGGCACGUCUGCUGCUGCCCCUGAGGCUGCUGGCGUGUUUGCCUUGGCAUUGGAGGCCAAUCCAAACCUGACCUGGAGGGACCUGCAGCACUUGACUGUACUCACAUCUAAGAGGAACAAACUGCAUGAUGAGGUGCACCAGUGGAGGAGGAAUGGUGUGGGCCUGGAGUUUAACCAUCUGUUUGGCUACGGCGUGUUAGAUGCUGGAGGCAUGGUCAAACUCUCCCGUGAGUGGAAGACUGUUCCAGAACGCUUUCACUGUGUGGCUGGAACCGUGCAGGAGAUACAUAAAAUUCAGUCAGGCAGUAAAGUGGUAUUGACCAUCACGACUGAUGCCUGCCAAGGAAAGGACAACUUUGUACGCUAUCUGGAGCACGUACAGGCCGUCAUCACAGUCAAUGCCAGUCGCCGCGGAGACCUCAACAUCAACAUGACAUCGCCCAUGGGCACCAAGUCCAUCCUGCUGAGCCGCAGACCCCGGGAUGACGACGCCAAGGUGGGCUUUGACAAAUGGCCCUUCAUGACCACCCAUACGUGGGGCGAGAACCCUCGAGGAACCUGGCUGCUGGAGGUGGGCUUCCAGGGAGACACCCCACAGAAUGGAAUGCUGAAGGAGUGGACCCUCAUGCUUCAUGGAACUCAAAGUGCCCCUUACAUAGACCAGAUGGUGAGGGACUACCAAUCCAAACUGGCCAUGUCCAAACAGGAAGAGCUGGAAGAGGAGUUAGACGAGGCUGUGGAGAGAAGCUUGAAAAGCCUUCUGAGUAAAAACAACUAGCCAUCUGCAUGAUAUCUGGCCUCUCUCUCAAUAUAUUAGCAUAUAUCCAUUAUCCAUUCUAUCUGCUUUGAUCAUCUUUUUUCCUGUGAUUAUUUCAAUGUCUGAUGUGAGUUUAAUUAAAGGAUUAUACUCUAAAUGAUACAGUGACCCCCAAAAUAUUUGGAUAUUUAACUGCUUCAUACAAAGCUGUCACAUAUUUGAGACAGCCAAUGAAUUGCCCAGCAUCGUAGCGUUGCAUAUUUGUGUUUUUGGAAUUGACCGCAAUAUCGCAAGUUGUGCUAUUCUGCCAACACUGAAAGAGACAGACUCGCUAUGCAGUUUAAAGAAACAGCUGCUCAAACAUCUUUUCAACCAAUUGAUGUCUUUAUUUUACAUUACAGACAUUAAAAUUAUUACAGAAAUGAUUACAAUGAUAACCGUGUACACAUACAUUCUGAUGUUUAUCAUUUCAUCCGUGAAUAAAAAUGAUUGAUGCUCUCACGCUCUUACCUAGUGUUUUACUCACAUUAAACAAGGAAACUAUGUAUAUUAAACAAUCCACUCGGUUGCCCUGCAAUGACUACUUCCUACAUUUUUGGAUCUAUUCGGUUUUCUUGCUGUCAGUGAUCACAGUGAAUGGGCUAUGUUUUCAAUUCUAAACCUAAGUCCUUACUGUUUUUUUAAUGUUUUAUGCACAAAAAUACCACGCUCUGUGGGGCAUUCAGGGGAAUUUAUACCCUUCUCAAGAAAGGGUUGAGACACUCUUUAAAAUGUGUGAAUGUCAUUGCAUUUUUAUAUGCAUUCUAUUACAAAGACCCAAUGAAAUGAUGUGAUGAGCACGGUUUUGUUGUCUUGAUAUUUUUCCUAUUGAAAAUGGAAGUUUGGAUGGGUCAUAUUGAAAGACUUGCCUUGAUUUAAAAAAGUUAAAAGGCUCUUGGGCCUGGGUAGAUCAGCGAGUAUUGAUGCUGACUACCACACCUGGUUUGAAUCCAGGGCAUGCUGAGUGACCCCAGCCAGGUCUCCUAAGCAACCAAAUUGAACCGUUUGCUAGGGAGGGAAGAGUCACAUGGGGUAACCUCCUCGUGGUCGCGAUUAGUGGUUCUCGCUCUCAAUGGGGCGCGUGGUAAGUUGUGCUUGGAUCUCGGAGAGUAGCAUGAGAUUCCAUUGAUGUGAGUCUCCACAGUGACAUGCACAGACAGCCACGUGAUAAGAUGCAUGGAUUGAUGGUCUCAGAAACUGAGUCAGCUGAGAUUUGUCCUCCACCACCCGGAUUGAGGAGAGUAACUGCACCACCACAAGAACCUACUAAGUAGUGGGAAUUGGGCAUUCCAAAUUGGGGAGAAAAGGGGAUAAAAAUACAAAUAAAUAAAAUACAAAAUAAAUAGUUAAAAGGCUUUGAUUUGCAUUAAAGCUGUGAAUCAUGACUUGCUGUUGCUAGUCUGAAGUAGGUGAUACAAAAGGCAAUAUUUUUAUGGACUGUGACUGAAUAAUUUGCCAAAUAUCUCCUUUUGUGUUCCGUCAAAGAUAGAAAUUCAUAUGGGUUUGGAAAAACAUGACAUCAUUUUCAUCUUUGGCUGAAUUAUCUUUUUAAAUGUGUGUAUCUGCUAAAAGAUUAUUUUGAUAGCUUUUAAGAGAACCGUAGCAUAGAAGCAUACAGCCAUGGGCUAAAAGCAACAAAACUCCAAUGUUGAUCUAUGAGGUGUUUGAAGAAAGAUAAAUUAAUUGCUUAAAUAGCUCCAAAGAGUGAAGGCAGUUGUGAGAAAAGCUCAUUUGUUGCAUAUGCCACUUUGAUAUUUUGUUGCUAAUGCAAUGACAUGAAUACAUUUUUAAAAGUGACUUGAGUGUCCAAAUACUUUUUGGGGCCACUGUAUGUCCUACCAAAAUAUUACUUCCUACUUUUGGUGUUCCUUUUUGUACUCUUUACAAAAAUGUAUAUAAACAAAAGAUAUCUAUACUUUCUUAUGUUCUUGCUUACCCUGCUGUUACUCACCUCUGCUGUACAGUUUGUGACUGUAAAUCAUUUUGUGUGACUCUCCUUAAAUUAAUAUCUUGCAAACAGAGCAGUGAUAUUUCUGUUAUAUUUUACAUUUUAUCCAAUGAACAUUUCAAAGCAUACAGCAUAUAUAAUAAAACUAUUUAGCUGUUUGUUAAAGCACUUUAGUGAUUAAGACAAUCAUUUUCACCAUUGGGUUGGGUGGUGUGGUUUGGAGCCCAUUAAACGUCUUUCAGGUGUCUAAUUUCCAUGAUAAAGACUAUUAUUUAACAUAACUUUCACAGCUUGUAAAGACUGCCGUGGGUGUAAUUUGACUUUAAGUUCUCCUUUUGUAAGUGUUAAAAUAACACCAGAUGACAUGAAAGGUUGAAAACCCCUUUAAAAAUGUUCCAGGUUUACUUUGUAUGAUAGAUAGAUGAGAGGCCAUGCAUACAGUUAUUUUACCAUAAGUAAGGAGUGUUAACCUCUUGCAAACCCACGUCCACAUGUGUGGAUGUUGUAUUUUGUCAUUACUAUAUGCAACAAAUAAUUUAAGUGAAUUAAAUCUGACUGAA
Xyrauchen texanus (razorback sucker) is the source of this 4707-nucleotide messenger RNA. Its product is annotated as neuroendocrine convertase 2-like. Lineage: Eukaryota; Metazoa; Chordata; Actinopteri; Cypriniformes; Catostomidae. The transcript is spliced from 12 exons. Gene Ontology annotation, biological process: protein processing. The record is from RefSeq and is a predicted model, not a curated record. Gene Ontology annotation, molecular function: serine-type endopeptidase activity. Gene Ontology annotation, cellular component: Golgi membrane; trans-Golgi network. The coding region runs from base 256 to 2181 and encodes 641 amino acids.